GUCAACUUUCUGAUGGAAAUCCUGGGAGAGUAUAUUGGAUGAAAUGAAUUAAGGUUCUGUGUUUAUCAGCCAUGUCAGCCUCGAUCCCUUUAACAACAGUCAGAAGCUGGGUGUUGGUGGUUUAUGUUGAGGAGGAUGUUCUCAGUCACCCGAUACCUUUGGAGGAGAUUGAGGAUCUGUCGGGUCAGAGUGGUGUGGAGGCUGACCUGAGGGAGGAACAGGCAUGUUUAGCUCGUUACUAUGUUGGAGAUGAAAUGCACAGGGCAGUUAUAGUGAAAAGAUCAGAGAAUCAAGAAGAGCUGGUGGACUACUACAACCAUGUCAUGAAGCUGGAAAGGGAUAAAGAAACAACCCAUAGAAAUAAGAGUCUGAGGCAUUACACUAAGGUGAUAGCGGGGAGUGUGGUGGUGGGUGGCCUAGCCGUGGCGGCCGCACCGAUAGCUCUGUCUGCUGCAGGUUUCUCCAGUGGUGGUAUUGUGGCAGGUUCUCUGGCUGCUCGUCUGAUGUCCAUGGCAGCCAUUGCUAAUGGUGGUGGUGUGGCGGCGGCCAGCGCAGGAGGCUGGAUUGCAGCGCUACAGUCAGCGGGGGCUGCUGGGAUAUCUGCCACGACAAAUGCUCUGAUUGGUACAACAGCCGGAGGAUUGUUUGGACUGUUUAGCAGUAGAAAGAAAACCUCAACAGGUAACAAGGAGACAAAAGAGGACAACAGAGAGACAGACGACAUAAGGAGGAUGGCCAAUAGUGCAAGGACAUCAUCAGAAGAAUCAGAUAGAGAUAGACGUACAUCUGACAGUAGUACUGUAGGUUCUCCAGCACAGGCCGCUGUCCCUCAAUCAGGGGACCCCAGGGAUUGUGAGGACCAGGAGGAACUACCCCCCAAAACUGACCAGAGUCCCUCACCAUCAGCCGUCAGUACAGUAGAGCUACCCCCCAAAACUGACCAGGAUCCCUCCAGAUCAGCUGUCAGUACAGUAGUGGAGGAACUGAGUUCUGAUUUUCAGUCUCUUACUUUUAAUGAAGAAGCAGAGAACCUGUAUCGUGAGAACCUGAGACUACUGGAGGAGAAGCAAUGUAAGAUCUGUAUGGACCAGGAGAUGAAUGUAAUGAUGGAGCCAUGUGGACAUAUGUGUGCCUGUCACCAGUGUGCUAACCAGCUCAGAAAAUGUCCAAUUUGUAACCAGAGAGUCAGGAAGUUACACAGGGUGUACAAGUCCUGAAAACAGUCCAUUGUGUACAAGUUCUAACACAGUCCUGUCUCUAUUGGACUUCUACGAGAGUGCUGACUUUUACAGUUGAUGGCUUACUUUUACACCAGGACAAUGUACAGAAGCUCUUUUAUGAAAUAAAUAUCUAACUCAACAUUUAAAUAAAUUAAAAUAAGGGUUAUAUCAAAGCAAAAAAAAGUUGCUCUUGAAGAAAAACUACAACCACCCUACCAUCAACUCCUGGCCUUCACUUCUUAAUGCCCCUGACACCGUACCUAUGAUCAAUUUUCUAUUGGUCAUAGGUACGAUGUUAGGGGUACUAACAAGUUUUGGUUUUCUUUACUAUUAUCAAUUUUGAACCUCUCUGUACAUGAUACAGGUUUAAAUGCCGAAGUAAACCGUCAAUUGUAAAAGUCAGUUCCUCUCGCAAAAGUCCAUUGUCAGGUUGUUGUAAAUGUUAUAACUUUUUGUUAAGUUAGUUAAUUUAUAUUUUAUUUGUGGUCAGAAGUGUUCAGUACACUGUAUAUUUUAAUUUGAGCCACAGUGAGAUAUUCACUAUGUGAUAUUUUUUGUCCCUGUAUUAAUCGAUAAAUGUUUAUAAAUUGAAUUUUUGUCCCUGUGACAAUAAAAUGUUUACAGUGUUCACAUGUUCUUAUGUAUAUAAUUAUUUGAAUAAUAAAUUAUUUCAUUAAUUUGA
Saccostrea cuccullata (small rock oyster) is the source of this 1902-nucleotide messenger RNA. RefSeq lists its product as uncharacterized. Bases 72 to 1217 code for a protein of 381 amino acids. Gene Ontology annotation, cellular component: mitochondrion; membrane. Lineage: Eukaryota; Metazoa; Mollusca; Bivalvia; Ostreida; Ostreidae. The transcript is spliced from 7 exons. Gene Ontology annotation, biological process: apoptotic signaling pathway. The record is from RefSeq and is a predicted model, not a curated record.